Dunckerocampus dactyliophorus (ringed pipefish) is the source of this 2821-nucleotide messenger RNA. RefSeq names its product protein ILRUN-like. The transcript has 5 exons. Gene Ontology annotation, biological process: macroautophagy. NCBI's taxonomy places the organism in Eukaryota, Metazoa, Chordata, Actinopteri, Syngnathiformes, Syngnathidae. The coding region runs from base 111 to 980 and encodes 289 amino acids. The record is from RefSeq and is a predicted model, not a curated record. Gene Ontology annotation, cellular component: phagophore assembly site. Gene Ontology annotation, molecular function: ubiquitin binding.
GGUGCCAUCUUGACAUGCGUACUGGGCGCUGUUGUUCACAGUUUGUUAUGACAAGACUAGGCCUUGGAUCCAAUCGAGAGUUUCUUUUCUUCACUUGAGGCGAAGUCACGAUGGAGGGUAUGGACCUGGACGUGGACCAGGAGCUCAUGCAGAAAUUUAGCUGCAUGGGCACCACAGAUAAAGAUAUCCUGAUAUCAGAGUUCCAGAGGCUCCUCGGCUUUCAGCUUAACCCCGCCGGAUGCGCCUUCUUUCUGGAUAUGACCAACUGGAAUUUACAAGCAGCCAUUGGAGCCUAUUAUGACUUUGAGAGUCCCAAUAUCAGCGCACCAUGCAUGUCCUUAGUGAAGGAUGUGACGAUUGGUGAGGGUGAAUCAGUUCCACCUGACACACGUUUCACGAAGACCUGGAGGAUACAGAACACAGGUGCAGAGUCGUGGCCUCCAGGCGUUUGCUUGAAGUAUGUCGGAGGAGAUCAGUUUGGGCACGUCAACAUGGUAACGGUACGGUCUCUAGCCCCUCAGGAAAUGACGGAUGUGAGUGUGCCUAUGCAGAGCCCUGUCUCUCCUGGGAUGUACCAGGGCCAGUGGAGAAUGUGUACAGCCACUGGACUUUACUAUGGAGAUAUAAUUUGGGUGAUCCUGAGUGUGGAGGUCGGGGGCCUCCUUGGUGUCACACAGCAGCUUUCGUCUUUCCAGGCAGAGUUUAACACCCAGCCUCACCGCAAUCUGGAGGGAAACUACAACCCCUUUGCCUCACCAGAGAGAAACAAGUGGCCCAACAGCAACACCAGCCUCCACCAUGACAGUGGUCAUAAAGUCUCAGAGGAACACUGGCAAGGAAGCCCGGACCAGCAGCAGCAAGAUCAGAAUGGACUUUCACACAACUCUGUGGACAUAGUAGCAAACAGCCUACAAAGCAAUCUGUCAAUAGUCUCUUAUAACCAGGGUUUACAGGAGCCCUCCCCUUUUGGGCACUCUUAAUCCUGGGACUUGUUUUAGAGAAGCUGCAGUAAUAAGCACUCUGGAGCCGACCACAUCAAUAAGAGAAGGAAGAGGCUUUAUCAGGAGAGUCUGGAAUCACUUUAUGCAAAGCAGCUCUACUCGCAGAGGCAGCAGCAGAGGCUUCAGAUGUUGGCUCAGCCAACAUCCCACGGCCGUUGUGUGCACGUGUGAAUGCUAAGUUAAAAAUUAGUGCUAUGAGUCUUUUGAGUGAUUUUUUUUUUUUUUUUUUUACUGUUUUUAGUUGUCAAGAGUGCAGAGGUGUGUGUAUUCAAGAACUUGUAUGUGUGUAUACAUGUGAGUGCGUGCAAGCUGAAAGAAACUUUGGAGGAAAAGCCAUUUAUUUUGCCAAUGUAUUCUCCAGUUUCUGCUCUGAUUUCCCCAAUUCACCAAUUGAUUGGGGUUCUGGACAAGUUCCCUUUAAGAAAGUUGAAUAGUGUGGAAAAAUACAUGUCCUAUUUUUUUAUAAUACACAGCUUAUAAGAGAAAUAGUAUCUUACAGAAAAUAUGCGUAACUAAAGUCAGGUUGUACACUUUUCAUUCUCAACCAUGAUUCACUCAUAUCAGUAAUAUUCACCGACAUAAUACACUUAAAAUAAAGUGCACUACAAUUGUCAUCCACUGGAGGGUAUCACCUUCACUCACAUACAGUGUUUAUUGAGUUGUUCACUUCAACUCAUUCUCUGCCACGUUGGCUACAUUAUUGUACAGUAAUUCGAUAUUCUAGUCUUUUAUGAUUCCUCAUGCUUUUCAUUACAUUUACAUUUCAGAAACCCUAAACUGGAAGAAAAAACAUGAAUAUGAACAACGCUGUUUUGGAGUACAGUAUAUACUUCAAUUAGAUGUCAUAGGAAUAUUAAUACAGUAUACUAAAAUGCACUAUUAAAGGUUAAGAGAGCAAAUAUUUCUGAAAUUAAAACUACAGCUUUUAUAUCCAAUGGCAAGUAUAUUUUCUUUACAAUUUAUGCUGUUUAAAAGUCAACACUAUCCCAGUCGUGUCUGUCGAAUCAUCAGCAGUUUUGUGAUUUAUCAUGCUGGACCUAUUUUAAUUCAUGCUGUUGGAGCCAAAAUUGCAAUAUGGCAACUGAUUCACGCUGUACCGCAGAACCUCAGUUGAGUUAUUACGAGAUGCUACAAAGAAAUGUAAAAAUCGAAUUAGAUGUCAUGUCCAUUUCAUCUUAAAGCAGUUUCACACCAUCUUUUAUUUUAAUUUGAAUGUAAUUGAUGAAUGUAAAGGAGGAAAAAAAAAAUUCCCAAAGACUGCAUUGUAUUUGUGUUGUCUACUAUUCUGCGUCUUCAGUUUUUCUUUGGUCAAAUGCAAACCUCACCAAUCCUGUAAUAUUGCUUGAGGACUAGCGCAUUAGUGUCCUCAUUUUAUGUUACUGCAUAUAUAGUAGCACUGGCUGAUCUAUGCACUAAAUAAUAUGGCCUCCAAGGUGUGUGUGUGUGUAUGCACAUGUUCUUUCCUCCCACAGUUGAGUCCCAAAGGGCUAAUUGACUGAGUGAGUCUGUCAGUCAUAGCCAGCUUAGAGUACCUUGACAGGUAAAUAUCAACGCAGCUGUAACCAAGUCCUGAGGGAGGGUGAAGUUUGACAAUACCAGCUAACACAUUCACAAUGAAAACAAAAAAAACUCCUAAAAGGUCAGAGAGCACAGCUAGUACACACUAGACUCAAUGGUGACAGUGUGUUAAUCUCAGAAUGUUUCCUAUGGUCAGAUUGCAGAAUGAAUCAUACAGCAUGUUUGGGAGUGAGGGAGUGCUAACUAUUGAAAGCUUUUCUCUUGUAUGUUUGACGAAUGUUUGUAUGAAUAAAUUGUAUGAA